AAAUUUUCAAAGGAUUGACUCUACAUAAUGUACAAUGUAUAAAUGUUAUUUAAAUGGGAAAUAUUCAUUGUUAUUUCUGUAAUAUGAUUGGUCGUUUCCGUGGAAAGCAUAAUAUCCUUGUGUAUUUAUAUUGGCCAAUCAGAUGAAAUGAUAUACUGAACAUUUUUUUAAAAUGGAUAAAUUUAAGCUUACAUUUUAAGUAUUCAUUUCACUUUAUGCAGUUAUACUUUUGUGUUUCAAUUCAGUAAAUACAUAAAACAUUCGUAAAUGAACAGUAAAACAAAUGUAUCUUAAUUGGACUUUUAUUUAGCUGUCAUAUCUCAUUGAUAAGUCAUACAUGUUAUUAGAAUAUAUAGAUUUUUAUUAUUGGAGAUUCAUACAAAAUAAGGGAAUAACUUGUAAUGACAACGUUAACAGAAACAACCUAUGCAUUUAUUAGUAAUAAUCUACAGGAUACAUCCAAAAGUUCAACAGUGAGAAAAUAUGAAUUAAUUCAAAAUGAAGCAAACAAAACUACAUGCCAUUUUAUUAAACAAUCAUUAAGUAAAGGACCAUCUUUAAGAAAAUUAAAUUCAACAAGAGGUUAUUUUUCACGUACACGUAAUUCACGAAAUGACUGUAAAAAUGACGGUAUACAGUUAAAACACAUUAGGUCGUAUACACCGGAUAAUAAUAUGAAUACAUUUGAAAAAUAUUCACUUUCUCAAGAUUCAUCGAUUCCACCAACAGCAUCGCAAUCAUCAAUAUCAUCACUAUCAUCUUCAUCUUCUACUCGACAAUUAUCACCAGUCACAACUCCAAAAGCUCCUUUAUUAGGUACAAAUUAUAAACGAAGUUUAAAUAAAAAUAAAAUAUUUAGAGAUCAUUUUGAAUCAGAUAAUAUGCUAACUCAAAGUACUCAUAACUACUGUGACAAAUAUGGUCUGAAAGAACAAUCAAAGUCCCGAGAACAUACAUAUCAUUGUGGUAAUACAGCUAAUAAACUUCAUAGUCCACCACUGUCUGGUUUAAAAAUGAAAGCAAAACGCGUUUGGAAUGUAUUUGAGCGUAAAAUAAGUAAUAACAAUAAUAAAGGAAUAAGUCAAAGUAAAUCUGUUGGAAAUCUUCAAUAUACAUCGACAUUGUCACCUGCUUCUGAGAAUUCGACAAUUAAUCAAAAUGAAUCAGAUGUCAGAAGCCCACACAUUAUGCCAUCGAAACAUCACAUACAAACAGACCACAGUUCUCGUUUACGCCUUAGAUCAGAGAAAAGAAGUAUUCUAUGUUUUCCGCAUUCAAAAUCUUUUGAAAUAUCAAGACAUCUUGAUUCUAGCAAGAAAUUAAGCAGAUCUCCAGAUAAUGAACAUGUUUGUACAAAUAUGAAAUUACACACAGAUAACAACCAUGAUGAAAUGUAUGCAGACCUAAUUUAUUCAAUGGGCAUAAUUCCUCAACAACCUAUUUCACAUUGUAUUAAUUCUAGUUCUCAUUCUGAAGAUUACCCUUAUCGUAUUUAUGAUAAUGUUACAGAAAAAUUAACGAUAAAACAGAAAAAUAACAAUAAACAAUGUCAAGAAACCUGUCAUCAAAAUUAUUUAACGUCAAACUUAAAAGAUCAAUCAUCAUACACAUCAAAUCAUAAAUAUGCGGAAAACUGUAUUUUCAUUUUACCUGCUGGAUUACCAUUUCAAGAAAUACGAGAGAUUAGUGUUACGCGCUCUGAGGCAGGACAACGUUUUGGAAUGCGAAUUGAGAAAUUCGGAAAGGGUACAUAUUUAACUACUGUUUUACCGGGUUCAUUAGCAUCACAAGCUGGUUUAAAAGUUGGUGAUGAAAUCCUGCAUUUAAAUGGCAUUUCAUUACAAUCAAUUUCUAUUAAUAGUAUCAACCAGUUGGUUCGUUCAACACGACAGUUGAAAAUUGCAUAUCGUCCAAGGACAAUGUUAGCAAAAAUUAGAUUUAUUUUAGUCAAAAAAAUAAAUGGACGUGUUGGUAUACGAUUGAAAAGAAUUGCUGAGGGACUUUAUGUGGAUGUUGUACUUCCAAAUUCUGCCGCUUAUGAAGCUGGAAUUAAAGAAGGAGAUGAAUUAAUCUGUGUAAAUAAUCAAAUAGUUACAAGUUGGACACAAGAAGCAGCUUCAAAACUAUUACGUGAAUUACCGGAUGAGGAUUUCGUAAUGUUACAUUUUCGAGAAUUUUUUCAUCCUCAUGGUUUUAACAAUAUUGCUCAAUUAAAUAAACAACUGAAAACUGUAUCAAUAAAAGAAAGCCUGUCUAUGCCUCAUUGUUCUACAUUGAAAUUAAACUCAUCUCCUAUUGAACUUAACUAUGAUCAGAAACAUGAUAUUGAUGAGUCAUUUUCUUUCAUAAAUUCAUUGAAUAAAACUUCUGAUAACACUGUAAACAAAGAGUAUGUACCAUUAAAUUUCCAAGAUACUCUGAAUCAAAAUGUCCAUACAGAUAACAGUAAUAGCACUAUUCCUACUUCCAAUGUUCGCACACUGAAUCAUGAUAAAGUUUUAUGUGAUUAUCCAGUCAAUGAUACGCGGUUCGAUGUAAUUCCACUACAAUCACAUACACGCAUAUUAAAUAGUUUCAGUGAUUACACACUUGACUGUCCAAAAUGCUUCAUAAAUGAACCACAAAUCCAGUGAAUGUGUACAAAUAUGCUUUUUUUAAUUAAAAUAAAGAAAUAAUGUGUCCAAUAAAAUUCUUAAAAAUUGCUUUUGUAAUAUUGACAAAUUCACGGGGAAAAGUUUAGCACACAGGUUUUGUGACUUUAUGAGAGAAACAAUUUUGUAUUGUUUCAUUUCAAGAAGUUAAAUUCUACUUAUCUGUGUAUCAACUUUACAUAGAGAUGCCUAUAAUUUACAUUCUGUGAUAUCAUAAUAAUGACCAUAGAUACCAUCUGUGAUUGAAUUUCAAACAUGCUUUCAAUCAUAUUUGACUAUUAUUUAUUCUUUUCGCACUGCCAAAAGCCUUUAUGUAGGACAAAACAGUUUGACAUAUCUAGUUGGUGCUUCGGUUAUCAACACUCUCACGACCUAUCUAAUCUAAGACUGCAUUAUCCAAACUGAUUAAUCUUUGAGUAAUAAUCAAUGUUAACUUUGAUCAAUCCUUAAUCCUGGUUGCCAUUCCUUAAGUGUAAAAAAACCUCUUUUAACGAGUUACAAUUAAUAUAGAAUCUACAUUCAAGAUCUCUUGCUAGUUACAUUUAAUCAGAUAAGAUUGGACUCAGAAGAAAAACUCAUAAGGAACUUGAAUAACAAAUAAAGGUUAGCUAUUAACGGGAACAUAAACUAAUAGUUUAUAAUUAAAUAUUUGUUUCUAUCUUAUAAUAUUUUCGAACAACUGUGUGAGCUGUUGUGAACUGAGCAGUAGUGAACAUCUAUAUUUUUCGAAUUUAAAGUCAAUUAGCUAUGUACAACUCAAUAUUCUACUCAAAUUUUAAGAAUAAACUCAAACUGAAAAUUAUAUCAGACUCCGGUGAUUCUAUAUAUAUUCUAUAUAUAUGCUGAUAAAUGACUUAUCAGAACUGGAAUAAAUUCCCCCCUGAUUCAGGCCGGUAAUAAGAACAUGAUAUGUUUAUCCAUUUUUAAACGAAUUAUGAGACUUAAAUCAUUAUCAACGGACAUUGUAAGCCUAGAACAUCAUUGUUCAAUUAUUAGUUCAAUAUUAAUGUAUUCUAAAAUGUCAAUUCAUAAAAACAUAAAUCGGAAAAAGGGAAACUAAAUUAUCAGUGACUUCUAGAUCACCCUGAUUAGCUUUUUUAAAAUGUCAUCACGAAAUAACUCAAUGUAUUUAGUGUAUCGAUUUUGUUUUUCAAAUUUCGCCAUUUUUCAAGGUUGUUCAAACAUCAAAUUCUCAUUAUCUUUUUUUCAAUGAUCAAAACUAAUACUUAAAUCAAUUUGUAAUUAAUUUAAAAUUAUUCCACUUGAAGAAAAUAUAUAGAUCAUCUAUCCUUUCAUUGAAGUAUUUUUUCGGUGAAUUAAUGAAAUGAGCCAAGUGUAGUUCUCAAAAAUUUCCAGUUAGUGUUUUUUCAAUUGUUUUAUUGUUUAAUUUUUAAUAUCGGUUACUAUGUCAAGCCCACUCAGCUUAUUCUACCUUCCGGACAGGCCGAUUUAUUCAUUCUUAUUGAGUCAUACUUUGACUUAGUUAAUUAUUCGCUUAUCAACCUUGACUGUUUUUAUGUGAGUGUAUGUGUGCACAUUUCCUAUCUUACUCAUUAUAUGUCUGUAACUAAUGUUUAUCUGGCGAUAAAUAUCGAUUCACGUUUGACUAAAUCGAAUUGGCUUACAUGCCUUCUCCACCGCGCUCUAGUUUUGCUUCG
Schistosoma rodhaini is the source of this 4309-nucleotide messenger RNA. NCBI's taxonomy places the organism in Eukaryota, Metazoa, Platyhelminthes, Trematoda, Strigeidida, Schistosomatidae. The record is from the annotation of a GenBank genome assembly.